This is a messenger RNA of Magnolia sinica, 2745 nucleotides long. Its product is annotated as disease resistance protein RPM1-like. The record is from RefSeq and is a predicted model, not a curated record. NCBI's taxonomy places the organism in Eukaryota, Viridiplantae, Streptophyta, Magnoliopsida, Magnoliales, Magnoliaceae. The coding region runs from base 1 to 2745 and encodes 914 amino acids. The transcript has a single exon. Gene Ontology annotation, biological process: defense response to other organism. Gene Ontology annotation, molecular function: protein binding; ADP binding.
AUGGUGGAUGCAGCAGUGACCUUGGUGGCUGUGAAGUUGGGUUCCUUCCUAGUGCAGCAAGCAUCAUUGUUGGGAGGAGUGCACGACGACUUCGAAGAAAUCAAGCGCGAGUUCGAGAGCAUGCGAUCCUUCUUGAAGGAUGCAGACAGAAGGAAAGAAAGCAAUGAAGGAGUGAAAAUUUGGGUGGGGCAAGUAAGAGAUGUGGCAUACGAAGUAGAGGACCUCAUCGAUGAGUUCGAGUUCCGCAUGGACAAGCGCGGCGGAUUCAGGGGUCUUCUCCAUAACUCACUCCGCCGCCCAAAGAGCAUUGUCGUUGUGCAUCAGAUGGCCAGCCAGCUGCAAAAGGUCAAGUCUAAGGUUGUUGGUAUUUCAGAAAGAAGGAACCGGUAUGGUUUAGAUAGGAUAGAAGAAGGGGCGAAAGCUGAUGAAACAUGGCAACGCUACGGAGAAUCAUCUCUAUUCAGGGAGGAAGAUGAUAUAGUGGGGAUCAAGAAGAGCCAAGAUUUACUAGUGGGAUGGUUGACAGACGACGAACCAAGGCGAAGGGUGAUUUCGGUUUUGGGCAUGGGAGGUAUGGGUAAGACUACCCUAGCAGCGAAAGCUUACAACAGCCAAGUUGUAAAGAGCCAUUUUCAUUGCCAUGCACGGAUCACAGUCUCGCAGUCUUACAGAAUUGAGGAGGUACUGAGAAGCCUGGUAAGAGAAUUCUUUGAGAGGAAAGAGAUGGUUCCGGACAACUUGAGCAUAAUGAAUUACGGGCAGCUCAUCACAACACUCAACGACUACUUGAAACAGAAGAGGUACAUGGUCGUCUUGGAUGAUGUUUGGAGCAUCAAUGCCUUGGAAGAAAUCAUCAUCGCGUUUCCAGAGAAUAUAUGUGGGAGUAGGGUAUUGCUUACGGCUCGAAACGAAGAUGUAGCUUAUUCCUCCGGACCUGAGAACCACGUCUACUACCUUGAGCCUCUAGAUGAGGCGGCGGCUUGGGCUCUCUUCUGCAAGAAGGCAUUUUGCAAUGAUCGCGAGCGUUGUCCUCCUGAGCUGGAGCCAUUUGCUCGAACCAUCGUGCAAAAGUGUGAAGGCUUGCCACUUGCAAUUGUGGCAAUAGGUGGCCUCAUGUCGCUAAAAGAUAAGAAGAAGCGGGAAUGGAAGGAAGCUGUAGAUAGCCUCAGCUGGGAGCUGAGCAAUAAUCCAAGGCUUGAAAGGGUGAAGAACAUAUUGCUGCUCAGCUACCAUGAUUUACCAUACCACCUCAAACAUUGCUUCUUAUAUUGUAGUGUUUUUCCUGAGGAUUAUCUAAUAAAGCGGAAGAUGCUAAUUAGGCUAUGGGUAGCUGAAGGCUUAGUCGAGAAAAGGAGAGACCUUACAAUGGAGAAUGUUGCAGAGCGCUACCUUCAAGAGCUCGUCUGUAGAAGCAUGAUUCAAGUUGCAAGGACGAAUGAUUUCGGAAGGGUGAAAGCAUGCCGAAUGCAUGAUCUUGUACGCGAUUUAGCCCUGUCUAUAUCAGAGAAAGAGAACUUUUGUGCAGUUUGUGAUAGAACAGAAAGAAUGCAAGAUGGAAAAAAAGCCCGGCGCUUAUCCAUCCAUAAAAGCAGCAAAUACAUUCCAACAGACAUGAAUAUGACUUACCUUCGAUCUUUCUUUGUGUUUGUUACAGAUGUGAUUCCCUCAUCUUCUUUGAACCAAAUAUCAUCAAGUUUCAGAUUGCUAAGGGUCUUGGAUCUACAGGGUGCUUCCAUUGAGAUCCUGCCUGAUGAGUUGUUUGAUUUGUUCAAUUUGCGGUAUUUGAACUUAAGGAAGAACAAGAUCAGGGAGCUUCCAAAAACAUUGAAGAGGCUCCAAAACCUACAAAUCCUGGACAUUAGAGAGAACAAUAUAGAGAGGUUAACAAGCAAGAUAGUAAAGCUGCAGAAAUUGCGGCAUCUGUUUGUACGUGGUCGUGAUGCUCAAAGGUUUGGAAGCUUUAACUUUGUUGGGGGCCUGCAAGUUCCAAAAGGUAUAUGGAAGCUAAUAAACUUACAGAGUCUCAGCUGCAUCGAAGCAAACAGGGAGGUAGUUAGGCAAGUUGGGAACUUGAACCAGCUAAGAAAGUUAGGAAUCGCCAAGGUUAGAGGAGAAGAUGGGCCGGAGCUCUGCGCAUCCAUAGAGAAGAUGGAUUGCCUCGUCAACUUGUAUCUGACAGCAACUGGUGAGGAAGAAUUUCUUCGACUGCAAGCACUAUCUCGUCCUCCACCCCUUCUUCAAAAGCUCACACUGGUCGGGCGUUUGGAGAGACUACCAACUUGGAUUGGCAACCGUUGCAACCUCACUCAUUUGAGUUUGCACUGCUCCCGCCUACGAGUAGAUCCACUCCAUUCCCUUCGAGGUAUGUCCAAUCUGGUGCGCCUUAGUCUUAGUAAGGCAUAUGACGGGCAGUGUUUAUGGAUCCGUGCUGGGUGGUUUGAGAAACUAAAGAUACUAGAACUAUCAGAGUUGAUUCAAUUGAAUUUCAUUGGAAUAGAGAAGACAGCAAUUCCAAGCAUCCAAUCUCUAGCCCUGAUUUGUUGCAGAGAGCUGAAGGAGUUGCCUCAGGGAAUUGAGUACCUUACUGGCCUCCAACAGCUGUACUUACAGAACAUGCCCAAGGAACUGGUAGAGAGCCUGCGAAUACAAGAAAGCAAGUAUAUUCGUCAAAGGGCUCAGCACAUCCCUGACAUCAAGCAUGUUUUCCAAGUAGGUCAGAAAUGGUUUUCUGAAAGCCUUACUUAA